Messenger RNA from Acaulospora colombiana, 549 nucleotides. The record is from the annotation of a GenBank genome assembly. NCBI's taxonomy places the organism in Eukaryota, Fungi, Glomeromycota, Glomeromycetes, Diversisporales, Acaulosporaceae.
AUGAAAGUAAAGAUAGUCAAAGCUAAAGUAGGAACGCAAAAUGUUGAUUGUCGCCUUGAACCAGGAUUUUUGGGAAUCUCUAUGUGCACUGAUAAACUCCUUAAGAAAAUCGGUGGCAAAAUUAGCAGAAAGUUGACUCCCGAAGAGAAAGAUAGUAAAUUCGUCAGAGAAGAAACCACAGCUCCACUUGGAUUGGCCAUAAUCCCACUUACAUUUACCUCUAACAUAAAAACUAACGCCCGUCUUAGUAAUAAAAAAUCUAUCACGAUUCCAACUGAAGCACUAGUAGAAAAAUAUAACCCUAAAAUACCUAACUAUAUUUUACUGGGUAAUAAUUGGUUUUAUGGUCGAAAGUAUGAUAACGAUGAACUUCAAACAUACAUACCUGAAAUUGUAAUCGACACAGAGGAUGCUUUUGUAAGAACAACUCUGCGUAUUAAAGAUCUCAACGGAUCAGGAGUAUCAAAAACCGAAAAGAAGCCAAGGGUUAUAAUAUCAGUUAAUAAAAGAGAUAUUCAUGAUUUUUACAAAAUACUUUCUGGGAAAUAA